Tribolium madens (black flour beetle) is the source of this 2780-nucleotide messenger RNA. RefSeq names its product ATP-dependent DNA helicase DDX11. The transcript has 10 exons. The record is from RefSeq and is a predicted model, not a curated record. NCBI's taxonomy places the organism in Eukaryota, Metazoa, Arthropoda, Insecta, Coleoptera, Tenebrionidae. Gene Ontology annotation, molecular function: DNA helicase activity; DNA binding; ATP binding. Bases 60 to 2525 code for a protein of 821 amino acids. Gene Ontology annotation, biological process: nucleobase-containing compound metabolic process; establishment of sister chromatid cohesion. Gene Ontology annotation, cellular component: nucleus.
UUAUUGAAUUCCUAACCCCGAAUUGCUGAGUUAUUUUUUUAAUUUUGUGUUUAGUUGUAAUGGAAGUGCCAAUUAGUUUCGAAUUUCCGUUCCAGCCCUACUCCAUCCAGCAUGCUUUCAUGCAAACUUUGUUUGAUGUGAUCGAAAAUAAAAAGUUUGGAAUUUUCGAGAGUCCCACAGGAACAGGAAAAUCUCUUAGUAUCCUAUGUGGGGCUAUUCGCUGGUUGAAAGAUCACAACACUUAUCAAAGAGAAACUCUCAAAUCACAAAUUGAGGAAUUGGAAAUAAAAAAGAGACAAGUUUCAAAUAAUUCAACUGACUGGUUGUCCACCCAAGCUCAAGAAAUUGAACUGACUCGACAAAUAAAUGAACUGAAGAUUCAGCAAAAUAAAAUUGAUGAAUAUGAUAAGAAAAUCGAGAAUUUAAAAAAGAAGAAAAAUGAGAAGAAAUUUGUCAAAACUAAAUCACUUGUUGUAAAAGAAGUUAAUGAAAAUGAGGAUGAUGAGAUUGUUUUGGAGACAGACGUGCAUUCAGACGAUGAAAAAGAAGAGAGUGAUGAUGAAUCACCUAUUCAUAGACCAACAAAAAUUUUUAUUUGUAGUAGGACGCAUUCCCAAUUGAGUCAGUUUGUGGGUGAGAUUAUUAAAUCACCAUUUGGUAAAAACAUAAGAGUGGCGUCAUUAGCAUCUAGACAGAAUUAUUGCAUAAACCCCAACGUUAACAAAUUAAAAAACAAUUCUCUCAUUAACGAAAAAUGUCUAGAUAUGCAAAAACAAACCAAAUCACAGAAAGAUGCUGACGGUAAAACAAUAAAAAAGCCAAGAGGGACAACCACCAAAUGUCCUUACUACAAGCAAACAACUAUAGAAGAUUUAAAAGAUUUAACAUUGACUGAAGUACAAGAUAUUGAAGAUUUGGUUAAAAAGGGCAAAGAUUUAAAUGCUUGUCCGUAUUAUUCUAGUAGAUUAGCGGCAGAAGAUGCUGAAGUUGUUCUAGUUCCUUACAACACUAUUUUGCAUAAGGCGACAAGGGAAGCUAAUGGUAUUGAUUUAAAGGAUAAUGUAAUAAUAAUAGAUGAAGCUCACAAUUUACUAGAAGCGAUGGGACAAAUGUACAGUUCUGAACUAACUUACAAUCAGAUAGACCAAGGUUUGCUUCAGGUCAAAUGUUAUAAACAGAGAUUUAAUACCCGUUUUUCUGCACCUAAUUUAUUAUUAAUUAACCAACUGAUUUUUGUGAUCACAAAACUGCAGCAAUUAAUGGAUAAAAGUAAUGAGGAAAAGACUGAUGUUUUUACGAUUGAAAAUUUUGUCCUAACGUCCAAAAUUGAUAAUUUUAACAUGUUUCGCUUGGUCAAGUUUUGUAAGGAUAGCAGAAUAGCCCAAAAAGUUCGAAGUUACGUUCUGAAAUAUCCCUUCGAUAAAAGUAUUGUCGAAAAGACGCCGAAAAAGGGUGUUAAAGAUUUUUUAUCUAGUCUCACUAAUAAAAAUGAAGCUCCGACAGAAAAUAAGGAUGAAAAACCGGUUGCUUUUUCGCUAACUAAUCCACUACUUGCAAUUAUUUCAUUUCUGGAAUGUCUGACUUACUCAUACAAAGACGGCCGUAUUUUUAUUCACACCAAUCAAGACAAGUCGAAAAUGAAAUUACAAUUUUUGCUUUUAAAUCCUACUAAAAAUUUUGAAGACAUCGUCAAGCUUGCCCGAUCUGUGAUAGUUUGUGGGGGCACAAUGAAACCAAUUGAAGAAUUUAGAAAUCGGUUAUUUAUUACUUCUGGUGUUUCACCCGACCGAAUUGUGGAAUUUUCUUGUGGUCACAUAAUCCCUCCUGAGAAUAUUUUGCCAGUCAUAAUGACCGAAGGGCCCAAUAAAGAAAAAUUGUUAUUCAAUUUUGAACGCCGAAUGUCAAUGGGCGGGUGCAUUACACGAAUAAUUCAGGAAGUGUGUAAAGUCGUCAAGGGUGGAAUUGUGGUAUUUUUCCCUUCAUAUAAUUACGAAAACUGGGUUUGGCAACAAAUCAAAGACGUGGCUUUUGGACGCUUAGUUUUUCGUGAACCUCAAGAUUGCGGAUCUGUUGAUUCUGUCCUGAAAAGUUAUUCCGACGCUGUUCACAAAUCGAAGUCUGGUGCCUUAUUGUUAAGCGUAGUCGGGGGCAAAUUGAGCGAAGGACUGAAUUUUAGCGAUGAUUUAGGCCGUUGUGUUAUCGUUGUUGGAUUACCUUACGCAAAUAUUACCGCGCCGGAUUUAAAAGAAAAAAUGUCGUAUUUAGAUAAAAUUGAAGGAAGUGGUGCUGGUAAAAGAUUUUAUGAAAGUUUGUGUAUGAAGGCAGUAAAUCAAUCAAUUGGUCGAGCUGUAAGACACAAAAAUGAUUAUGCAACUAUUCUUUUACUUGAUGAGAGGUAUAACAGAACUGCCACUAAAGAAGCUCUGCCUGAUUGGAUUAAAAAAUCUUUGAAAGUGUUUAAUUUUCUAGAUACUUUCACUAAUAUGCAAAAGUUUUUUGAGGAAAGAAAGAAACUAACAAUGUGAGAAAUAUCCAUGUAUUGGUGGUUGCCUAGGUUAUUCUUCAUUUGUAAGACAAAUUGCUAAUCCAUUUGAGGGUAAACUUCGGAUUGUCUAUUUUAUUAGUAUUAAUACCGAACCUUUUAAAAUUAAAAAUUAAUUAAUAAUUUUAGUGUUUUAAAUAGUGCUUUAUUUAUUAUUGCAUAUUUGUUAUUAUCCCCUUUGUAGUUACAUAUCAGUAUUAUUUUUGUUAGGUUGUACAAUGUAUGUGAUAUUAAACGA